This is a messenger RNA of Lontra canadensis (Northern American river otter), 760 nucleotides long. It is a transcript of the gene ARPIN, whose product is annotated as actin related protein 2/3 complex inhibitor. The transcript is spliced from 6 exons. Gene Ontology annotation, biological process: negative regulation of actin nucleation. Bases 55 to 735 code for a protein of 226 amino acids. The record is from RefSeq and is a predicted model, not a curated record. Lineage: Eukaryota; Metazoa; Chordata; Mammalia; Carnivora; Mustelidae.
CCCCGCGCGCAGCCCGGGAGCGCCAGGCCUGCGGGCGCAGCGGCCGUGCGCGUCAUGAGCCGCAUCUACCACGACUGCGCCCUCCGGAACAAGGCGGUGCGGAGCGCGCGGCUGCCGGGGGCCUGGGACCCCGCCGCCCACCAGGGGGGCAACGGCGUCCUGCUGGAGGGAGAACUGGUCGAUGUGUCCCGCCACAGCAUCUUGGACGCCCAUGACAGGAAGGAGCGCUACUACGUGCUGUACAUCAGGCCCAGUCGCAUCCAUCACCGGAAGUUCGACCCCAAGGGAAAUGAGAUUGAGCCCAACUUCAGCGCCACCAGGAAGGUCAACACGGGCUUCCUCAUGUCGUCCUACAAGGUGGAGGCGAUGGGGGACACCGACAGGCUCACGCCCGAGGCCCUGAAGGCACUGGUGCAAAAGCCAGAGCUGCUUGCGCUGACAGAGAGCCUUACCCCCGACCAGACAGUGGCGUUCUGGAUGCCCGAGUCAGAGAUGGAGGCCUUGGACCUGGAGCUGGGGGCCGGGGUACGGCUGAAAACUCGAGGCGACAGCCCCUUCCUGGAGUCCUUAGCCAAACUUGAGGCUGGAACAGUGACCAAGUGUAAUUUUGCUGGUGAUGGAAAGACAGGGGCAUCCUGGACAGACAACAUUAUGGCACAGAAGUCUUCGGCGGGAGCCGUGGAGGAGACCCGAGGGCAGGGGGACGGGGCCGAGGACGAGGAGUGGGAUGACUGAGGUGAGUGGGCGUGAAGCGCCCCUG